Messenger RNA from Cinara cedri, 219 nucleotides. The record is from the annotation of a GenBank genome assembly. NCBI's taxonomy places the organism in Eukaryota, Metazoa, Arthropoda, Insecta, Hemiptera, Aphididae.
AUGACGUUCGAAGACCACAGGCGGUGGUUAUUCGAUGAUAACGAUUUGGAUGUGUAUAGGGAGAAUGUUUCCAUUCGGUCGUUCCACCACCAGCUCAAAACAAUCAGUACUUACAAGUUUAUCUACAACAACUACGACGAUGAGAGAGUAAUAUUAGAAGACCAUAUGUAUACAUCAGCCUAUGGACAUUCCCUCUAUUUUGCAAUAGAAAGAGUUUAA